Messenger RNA from Trichobilharzia regenti, 1706 nucleotides. NCBI's taxonomy places the organism in Eukaryota, Metazoa, Platyhelminthes, Trematoda, Strigeidida, Schistosomatidae. The record is from the annotation of a GenBank genome assembly.
GUUUUGAUGGAAACCUGGCUGAUUAUUUACAAUUUGUAAAGGAGUUUGAGAUCAUGCUGAGUAGUUUUUUAUUAAAUGAUGAAUUGAAGUUAAUGUGUAUGAUGAGAUAUUUCACUGGAGAUGCUGCAAGAGCUAUACAGUGCUGUAAGUUUAUGAAGCCAAAAGAGGGUUACUACGAGGCUAUGAGCAUAUUACGUCAAUGGUUUGGAAGACCUUCAAUGAUUGUAACGAACGUAAACGACGCUGUCAAACGUAACGGCAGUCAACUUCAAGAUGACUCCAAGGCACUUACUGGGUUUUUAGAUUAUCUUAUGACUUAUAAGAAUGCAUCGAUUUCUAUGAAUUGCAUGAGUGACCUCAACUCGAGUUUUAUACUAGAAGUAAUAGCAAGACGCCUACCUACUCGACUGCAAAGGAAGUGGGUGAAGAUGAGCUCCCGUAUGGAGGAUGAGGGUAUCGAGCCAAAGUUUGAUGAUAUCCUGAAACUGGUAAACGAUAGUGUCAAUCAAUCUAUGAGCAAGUUUGCCAGUAUAUUGAAUCUCACCCCUAGAAUAGAGCAGUCUGCGAGCAAAAUGCAAUCAUUGAUGACGAGUAGGCCUCAGAGAGGUGGAUAUCGAGAAGGCUCCAUGAUGUCUAGUAAUGCAUAUAGACCUAGUGAGUGUAACAGGUUUCGUAGUACAUCCUCAACAGAUAAGUUACAAGAUGCAAGACAAGCACGGUUGUGUUUUACACGUUUGCAAGAGGUGCAUACAAAGGUGAGCUGUGAACCAGUGAGCAAGUUUAGCGGUAAGCUAAAUGUGAAAUCAAGGUCUGACUCCGAAUUGUGUGACGAUAACGGUUUGGUCAGGAAGUCUGUAGUUGCAACUGGUAAGCCAUUGUUGAAUAGUAUGCCAGAGAAGAGAGUUACAGUUUCAGAGUCCAGUUCUGACCCUACAAGUUUACAAGGUAUUACUAGUCAGAGUGAAGGUAUAAAUUCUUUAGGGAUUUGUGAGGAAGAACCCAAAUCAUCUACUUCUGUUAUUGAAGAGUUUGAAAAUGAUGAAGUCGACCAGAUAGAUGAUGGUAAAUUGAAUAUUUGUGAUAAUGAUCAUGAUAGUGCAGAUUUGUCUUUGGUUGAUCAUGAUGAAAUGAGGGGAAUGCCUACUACUGCUAAUUUGAAUAAAGGUUCUGUACAACUACAACGUGAAGUAGAAUUGAAUGCAGAUGUAGUUGCAGAAGGUACGGAUACUUGUGAGACCGUCAGUGUAAUUGAUCAGCGUGUAGCCCACCUAUCAUCAGAUGCUAGUGCUAAACCCGAACUAGUAAUGAAAGACAGCAGUGGUGGUAAUCUUGCAGUUAGAUAAAUUUCUCAAAGCCGAACAAGAACAGCUUCUGAUCCACCGCUAAGUUCAUCAACUGGUAUCAAUCAGUCGUCGUCGUUGGUGUUGUCAUCCACAAUGAAACAGACGCCCAUCAACUCAAGUAUCUUGUGCAAUGACCAUGAUAGUAUUGGUGCAUAUGAAGAGACGAAAGAUAUUGGUCAGUUUAGUGAGGAUAAGCCAAGGGUAAACGAGAGAGUAAUUGUUAAAUUGACUUGCAUGAAUAAAGGCAUUUCUAGUUUCAAGUUACUAUUUGAAUGCUAUUAUCUUUGGUGUAAAUUACUCUGUUUCUACGCUUGGUUGACCAGAUACGUCGUGUGUUUGUCCGUCAUCUAUAUUCUACGAUAC